This is a messenger RNA of Mus musculus (house mouse), 4767 nucleotides long. RefSeq names its product shieldin complex subunit 1 (gene Shld1). The record is from RefSeq and is a predicted model, not a curated record. The coding region runs from base 3747 to 4367 and encodes 206 amino acids. Lineage: Eukaryota; Metazoa; Chordata; Mammalia; Rodentia; Muridae. The transcript is spliced from 3 exons. Gene Ontology annotation, biological process: negative regulation of double-strand break repair via homologous recombination; regulation of double-strand break repair via nonhomologous end joining; positive regulation of double-strand break repair via nonhomologous end joining. Gene Ontology annotation, cellular component: chromosome; site of double-strand break.
UGAGUGACACGGGGCUCUGAGAACCUCUGCCGGUUUUUCUGCCGUUCUGGAGGGCGGUGGGAAGGGAGCGGGGAAGCGAGGAGGGAGGGGGAGGAGCGGAUGGUUUAUUCCGCCGGUUUCCCUGGCACCUGCCCCGCCCCGCCCCUCCGCUCCAAGCUCCGCCCACUGCGCUCUUUUUACCUCGCUCUGGAAUUAGUAGAGAUCAGGAUUAGUUCCAGUCAAUUAUUUAUUUUGGUUUUGUUAAGGCUUUUAUGGUUUUGGUUUGCAUAUAUAUAUAGUCUCUCUACAUAGCUAUGGUUGUCCUGGAAUUCACUAUGUCGAUCAGGCUGGCCUCGAACUUACAAAUAGAUCCUCCUUCCUAUGCUGGCAUUAAAGGCGUGGGCUACCAGGGGUCUAUUAUAAUUUUAAACAGCAGUAUUAGUAACUUGAUGUUUCCAUAAAAAUCAAAAGUGUAAACUACAGUCUGUUUUGUACGUUAGCCUAAUUGUGCACUUGUGAUAACCCUGGACUGUUCUCAUCACGCCAAGGAAAACUAUUUAUUGAGGAACACAGUCCAGAACCAGAGAGCUUCGCUCCGCCCACCACUUGCCCCUACCCCAGUCCUGGGCUAUGACCAGAGUGCUGUCUGUCUCUAGGGUUGUUUAAUUUGCAUUGUAUAUAAACGGAAUCAAAAAAGUAUGUGGCUAGAUUCUUGGGGCAGGGAUUUGCAAAGCUUGUUUUGGGGACUUGAGAGAAUUGCAUUCCAUGGAUGACUUAACAAUGCCUAUCUUUAUGGAAUCGUAUUGCAUAUUCUUAUUUUUAUGUUGAAAAGGACCUUCCUGUCUGUUUUCUGAAUUUCUCCAUCAAUUGCCCAUCAGUGUGAUUCUACUUUGGGACUUACCUUUCUCUUUCACUUCUAUGUCUUUGUGUCAAUAUUCUUGUCUUCAUUCCAGGAUCUCCAUCACAUCUGACUUGCACUAUUUGUUUUGUUUUGUAGGGAUAGUUUGGGCAUUAGUAACAUCAUAUUUUAUUUUUUAUUUUGUUAUGUUUUAUUUUAGUUUAUUUUUAGGACAGGGUCUCACUAUGUAGCUCUGGCUGGCCAGGAACUCACUAUGUAGUUCAGUGGGCUCUAAACAUACAGAGCUGGGCUUAUGUCUGCUAGAACUAAAGGCAUGGGCCACCACCCCUGCGAAUAGCACCAUCUUAAGAUACUGGCUUCUGGUGCACGAACAAGGAAGGUCUUCCAUUUCUUUAGUGCAUAUUUAACAUCUUGUGCAUAUUUAAUACAGCCGUGUUUCAUUUCUGUGCCCUUACAAAUGGAAAAGGUUCUUAAUUUUUCUUUUGAGGUUGUAUCACUUGUCUAAAAAUACAAGUGAUUUGUGUAUGUGUUUGGUCUUGUAUCUUGCAAACUUGUGUAAGUUGUUUAUUUAAAAAUUUUUUUUUGUGGCUUCCUUGAGGUUUUCUAUACAAGAUCAUAUCUGAUUUUUGUUUGAUUUUUGCCCUGGGGAUUGAACCCAGAGUCUGGUACAUGUUAGGCAAGUACUUUACCACCAAGCUGCAUCCCCUGCCCCUGUGUCCUGCAAAGGGGGAUAAUUUUAUAGCUCUCUUUCCAACCUUUCACUGCCUUUUCUUGUCUAACUGUGCUGUCUAAAACUUCCAACACAACACUGACUGGCCAUAGCAAGUGGAGACGUUCUCAUUUUGCUUCUGAUUGCAAGAUGAAAGCAUUUCGCUGGCCUCAUUGAGCGUUCUUACUGUGGGUUUUCGAAACCACUCUUUUUGAGGUUGCAGAAGACUAUUUCUAGCUUGUUGAGUGAGUAAUCGAGAAACUAUAUUUGUCAAAAGUCUGCUUGAGUCUGUGGUACUCAUCAGUAAUGUGCUGGGACACGCAGAGGGCUUGGCAGGGGCUGAGGGCUGAGGCUGUCACUCAGUAGAAUUAGUAGAGUGCUCGCCUCUCAUCAACAAGGCCCUGGAUUUGCUCCCCAGUCCUACAUAAACCAGGCACACCUUUAAGCUCAACUCAGUGGGAGGGGAAAAUAGGAGAGUCAGGAGUUCAGUGCCUCCCCCAUACACAGCAAGUUCAGUGUCAGCCUGAGCUACAUGAAACUCUAAAACAAAACAAACCAACAAGAAUGAAUAACAUGAUUUUAAAAUAAAACAGAUUUGAAUUUGGUGGGGGGGGGGUGGAGGUUAGUUCCAUCUAGUCCUGACAUACAGUCAUUUCCUUCUUUUUUUGGUGUGUUUGGGGAGGGAGGGUGGCUGUGGGAAGGUGCACAGGUUUGCUGAGUCUAACCGAGCCAUACCUCCAGUCUCUGGAGCCAUCUCCUGUGUGUGCACUGCUAGAUGCUCUGUAUGUGUGUCUGUGGUACAGGACUGUGUACUUCCUGUGAUGGGACUGUGGAUAUUGAUGGGCUGCCCUUUCCCUUUGUCUUUCUUCCUUUUUCUUUCAAAAGAGGAACUAUGUGAGUUCGUUUUACAGGCCUAGCAGUGUAGUUUAGUGGUAAGGAAGGCCCUUGGCUGGUGUGCCUGAGGACCUGGGUUCAAUCCCCCAGUUCCCUCUGUCUCAUCGUUUUCUCCUGUGCACAUUCGCUGAGUCUCAGACAGUAUGUUUAGGAGAACACGUGCAGCUGCUUAUUUUAUGGUGCAAAGGAUUCAGCUUUGCAGCACGAUUUUUUGUUUCCCUUUGGCACAGUGCCCAGCAUGGAAUUUUGGGCAUUUAAGUGAUUCAAAAUGCAAACCAAGACUAUCACAUCAGGUAUUCUUUUCGUUGAUGACACUCAGUUUGAUGUUCUAACAAGGCUCCUUUGAAGGCAAGCAGAGUAUGCUGGCUCAUCUAUGACCUCUACACUCCCUUCCACAGGCCUCCUGCGCAGGGUUACGUAACGGAAGCAGAAGCCAGAGGUGCCAUGCAGAGGUCCCUGCUGAAGCUCCAAGCUCACUGAGCUGUUAGAGCGCCUGCAGAGAGACGGGAUGUUCUGGGUUUUUUUGGAAACCUUAUCUUUCCACUCCUUUUAGCAGUGAUCAGCUGAUACCUUGGCAGAUCUUCUGCCUGCGCAAGUGUCUGCAGCGUGUGACUGGGUGUCCUCAAACUAGGACCUGGCCAGACGUCAGUGUUGAUUUGUUUUCUGUACUUGCUGCCUUUGCCUGAUCAAGGCUAUCACACUGAGGCUGCUCACUCUGAAGGCCUUCAAGCUGAGCGCAUUCACUGGGAGCAGCUUCUACGGUGUAAUGAUAGGAUUAUCUGCUCCACGCACGGGGUCAUUGCAGGUGAAGCACUUGGUGCAGGGGGCGAAUCCACUAUACUGUUGACAAAUGUGAUCUAGCCUCAUUACACUGCUCAUCUUAUUCUGAAAUUGCCUCGUUCAUUAAACAUAUGUCUUUGAGAUUUUUCAAGUUCUUUUAUUCUUUUUUGUGUGUUCUGUCAUUUCAACAACUGUAUAGUAUUCCUGCCUUUAAAUAAUGCUUUCUUCCAAACCCAUUCCUCAUCUUCUUUAAGUCCAUUGAUGACACAGCCAGCCGUGGCAUCCAAGCGAUCUCUUCUAGCUGCUUCCUCCUUAACUCCUUUCUCUAUGCAUUCACUUGUUAAGUUCUGAUCUCCUUUUGUUCUUAAUCUCCCCCCUUAUUCUUGAUUCGUAGAGUCAUUCUCCGUUACCUAGACUACUGCAGGAACGAGUGUCUGUUGCUCCUGGGAUUGCCUGUAGAAUCCAGUACCCCACAGAUUCAAGACCCAGGAAGGGAAACACUAGUGUUUUCUUGUUUGUUGGCUUAUGGAAUCCCAGGCAGCCACACCCAGCAGCCUGUCAGGAGAGAGCUGUACCUUGGAUCUACCCGCGGUGUGUGACACCAGCAGUUAUGAAGCAUCCCAGAGAGUCAGCCAGGGAAGCAGCAACUCUCUGAGUUCUCUGGAAUCCCAUCCUUUCCUUUCUUCUUCGACUACUGAUCCAGAUAGCAAUUCUCUAAAUACUGAGCAAAAAGGCUCCUGGGACUCUGAGAACUUCUGGCUUGAUCCUUCUUCGAAAGGCCAGUUGGAGACCAAUGAAGAAGAGGAUGGACUUCGGAAAUCCCUGGAUAGAUUCUAUGAAGCAUUUGCCCAUCCACUGCCAGGCUCUGGGGAUCCGCUCUCUGCAUCUGUGUGUCAGUGCUUGUCUCAGACAAUCUCUGAGCUCGAGGGCCAGGAGAGCCAAAGGUAUGCUCUCCGCAGUUUCCAAAUGGCCCAGGUCAUCUUCAGCCGGGAUGGCUGCUCUAUCUUACAGCGACAUUCCAGGGACACACGCUUUUACCCACUAGAGCAAGAAGGCAGCUCUGUAGAUGAUGAAGAGCCCACCCCAGGACUGUCAAGAGAGGUCAUUCGUUUCCUCUUGGAGCAGACUGUAAUGAAAGACUCGUAGCUGCUGCUGAUGUGAAUGUGGGCAGUGCUAGAGAGGAAGUGCUGUUGCCUGGUCCCCAGAGUCCAUGGGUACAUGUGGGCUUCUCUGGCAUCUUUCUAUUUCCAGCUGUUAGCCAUAAGCUUUGCAGUUAGAGGCUAGCUUCAGCAACCUGGUGAUGGAGUCAGUAAGCAUCUUGGUGUGCUACCUCUUGCUUACCUUGGCCAAGGCUGCUACUGACUCAAUUAGGGUUGAGUCCUAGCCCAGCUUCUUGCCUUAGUCUGUGCUCCUGAGUGCUGUCCUGGGGACCUGGCCAGAGCUGGGACUUUGGCAGGAAAUCACUUCCCUGCUUGGCUUCAUCCCUUCCCCCACUCACCUACUGGUGUCUCUAGGGCCUUUUCUUAAUAAACUUCUUAUAUCUGCA